Molecule: messenger RNA, 486 nt
Organism: Pyricularia oryzae 70-15
Lineage: Eukaryota; Fungi; Ascomycota; Sordariomycetes; Magnaporthales; Pyriculariaceae
Exons: 3
Coding region: 1-486 (161 amino acids)
Source: RefSeq, a predicted model, not a curated record
AUGUCGUCUUCACUUACAAGCCCCGGCCUGACGCAGGCCCUGUACGCUGGAAAUGCUCUUUGGUUCACAAGCGCCUUUAUACACUUUGGCUUUCGCCAAAAGUUCAUGAUGCGCAAGAUCUCAAGGCGCAAGGGCUCUGCCGAGGCGUCGAUCCGACUGACGGCCGAGGGUGACGCAUGGCACCACGACAUCAUGGCCUACCUCGGAGCCAUGAACUCUUCCCUGGCCCUGCUGGCCAUUCUCCGCAUCUACGCCCUGGCCCGCCCCUCACGGGCCCUAGGUGGCAAGGACGGCGACGUGGCCCAGGACGUGACGGCGCUGAUCGUGCUCGGCCUUGCGAACUUUUCACAGGCAUUUCUGAACUUCACGCUGUCGCGCCGGAGCGACCGCUGGAUCAUGGGCAAAGGGCUGGACCGCAUCACAGUCCUGGAUGCUGUGUUUACGGUGCUGGAUUGGGCAGCUGCGAUCGGAAGGCUCGUGGCAUAA